AUGGAUGUGCAGCGAGCAAAGCCGUUCUGGGGAGCGCCCACGUCCAACUUAAACUUUUGUGAAGAGGACUACGUUGUGACGCGGUACAUUGCUGAAUUCAUCAACACCCUGAGCAGCCUGGUAUACGUUGGCUAUGGAAUCUACGGCUUGGCUCAUGGGCGACGAAAUGGUUCGCGCCUCGUUUCCUACUGCGGGUUGAUCGGGGUAGGCGUGUGCUCUGCCGGAUACCACAUGACGCUGAAAUACCACACGCAAAUGUCCGACGAGUUGUCGAUGCAUCUUCUUUCGACACCGCUCCUCUAUCGCAUCUUGACCUUUAACAAAUCGGAGCAAUAUACCAAAACGGCGGGGGUCAUUCUCUGCAUACUAUUUACCGUCGUCAUGGCGACUCACAUGCUCAUGGACGAAUUUCUCCUGCACGCGACGACGUUUGGUUUUGCCGUCUACAUGAUUGCCACGAGGGUCAUGAAGCUCAUUCCUCAGCAAGUUCCCGAUCCGCAGACCAGGAGCAACUUCAAAAAGAUUGCUAGAUUCGGCACAUUUAGCUUCGGCUUCGGCUUUUUCGUCUGGUUAAUCGACGAGUGGGCAUGUGGCAUGUUGAACGGUGCGAGGCAGUCUGUUGGGCUGCCGGCAGCAUUCUUCCUCGAGUUACACGGAUGGUGGCACGUUUUUACUGCAAUUGGCGGCUACAUCGCCGUUGCGCUGGUGGAUGAAAUAACAUCCGGUGAAGUCACCACCGAUCCGACUCAUUUGCUAGCUUGGCCUGUCCCGUUUGCAGCACAGUACGUACCGGGAAUUGCGAAGCCGGAGAAAGCGAAUGGUAUCCAUGGGAAGACUGCGUAA
This is a messenger RNA of Metarhizium acridum CQMa 102, 843 nucleotides long. The record is from RefSeq and is a predicted model, not a curated record. Lineage: Eukaryota; Fungi; Ascomycota; Sordariomycetes; Hypocreales; Clavicipitaceae.